Molecule: messenger RNA, 1125 nt
Organism: Planococcus citri (citrus mealybug)
Lineage: Eukaryota; Metazoa; Arthropoda; Insecta; Hemiptera; Pseudococcidae
Gene: CIAPIN1
Product: cytokine induced apoptosis inhibitor 1
Exons: 5
Coding region: 161-1003 (280 amino acids)
Biological process (GO): iron-sulfur cluster assembly
Cellular component (GO): cytoplasm
Molecular function (GO): iron-sulfur cluster binding
Source: RefSeq, a predicted model, not a curated record
CAUUUUGUGUUAUCAAAAUUUCAACUUAUCACUUCAUUUCAGAAAUUUCAUAUUCGAAAAGUUACGAAAUUUACAUAAUAUAGAAUUUAACGCCUUAAUCCGCGAAAUUUGAACAAAAAAUACUUCCGAAUAUUCGAAAAGUUGACUUUAUUCAUUCACCAUGGAUUGUGUUCUGGAAAUCGAAUCCAACGAAAAGUUACUACUCACCGAAGGGAUUUCCAAUUUCAAAUCACUCCUCCCAGCGAAGUUGAACAACUCCUGCACUUUCUCCGAUUCAUCAUCGCUUUCAAAUUUGAACGAUAAAUUCGACAUUAUAGUGAGCUUAAACGUUAACUCGUGCAAUUUGCAUGACUCAUCGGUAUUGUUAUCCUAUUCGAAACUGCUCAAGCCCGGAGGUCGAUUCGUAAUCUAUCAAAUUGUACAAGAAUCCGAUCAAGGCGAACAACUGAAGAAAAAUCUAGUAAUAUCGGGCUUCGUGAACAUCGAUCUCAAGCCAACCAAACGAUUCUCCAUCAAAUUCGACGACUGUCGAGUAGAUGAAGAAUUUCACGGAUGCAGCGGUAAAGAAAUACUCUACAUUCAGAGCGAAAAACCGCAUUACGAGGUUGGUUCGUUUAAAACGCUUUCUAUAUCGAAAUUGCAAUCCAACAAAGCGGAUGACGUAGCUGCCGUUUGGAAACUAGAUGAUGACGAAGAAGAUUACAUAAAUGCCGAUGAUUUACUCGACGAAGACGAUUUAAAGAAACCAGAUCCUUCGUCACUGAAAGUUUGCGGAACUACCGGAAAGAGGAAAGCGUGCAAAGGAUGCUCUUGCGGUUUAGCAGAAGAACUCGAACAAGAAGCUAAUAAAAAUAAAGAUACUUCUCAAGCCAAAUCAUCUUGCGGAAAUUGUUAUUUGGGAGAUGCCUUCAGAUGUGCCAGUUGUCCAUACCUGGGUAUGCCUGCGUUCAAACCGGGCGAAAAAGUAGAACUUAGCGAUCAAUUCUUAUCGCCGGAUAUAUGAUUAGUUCAUUUUACACGCAUUCGUUAGAGUUGUUUUAAAAAAUAUUAUAGUUCAUUUUAUAUUAUCAAUUAUCAUUACUACGUUUGAAAAUUCCGAAUACAAAAGACGUUUAUCUACCGAAA